This is a messenger RNA of Pelobates cultripes (western spadefoot toad), 1665 nucleotides long. The record is from the annotation of a GenBank genome assembly. NCBI's taxonomy places the organism in Eukaryota, Metazoa, Chordata, Amphibia, Anura, Pelobatidae.
AUGAUGCAAGCACAUUACAGUCUGCAUCAUGGCUCCAUUAUUAUUAUGGAGCAGGAAAUUCACACUGAAGCAAGCCUGGUGAUAUCUUUUGAAAUGAGUAUACAUGUAGAAGAGACUGUGAGUGUAUGUACAGUGAUGGAAGAAGUCUCUUCAAUGUAUUAUACAUCCUGGUAUGAGAGCAAUGGUUUUACUUCCCCAGAGAAUAGAUUUAACAUCUGGAACAAGCAUGAUGUUGCCACCAAUGACCAACCUCAAUGCCCAUCAAAUGAGACCUCACCUUGGCCAUCUUGGCUAGAAGAAGCAUCUUCACUGUAUUUUUCAACCUCGGAUAAAAAUAAUGGCUUCACUACCAUGGAAAAUAGAUUAAGCAUUCAGAAAAAACAUGAUCUUUCCACCAAUGACCAACCUCAAUGCCCAUCAGAGGAGACAUCACCUUUCCAAUCUGGACUAGAAGAAGCAACUUCACUGUAUUUUCCAACCUUGAAUAAAAACAAUGGCUUCACUUCCCAGGAGAAUAGAAUUAGCAUUCAGAACAAGCAUGAUGUGGCCAUCAAUGACCAACCUCAAUUCCCAUCAGAGGAGACAUCACCUUGUUCAUCUGGGCUAAAAGAAGAAACAUCUUCACUGUAUUUUCCAACCUUGGGUAAUAACAAUGGUUUCACUUUCCCAGAGAAUAGAUUUAACAUCUGCAACGAGCAUGAUGUAGCCACCAAUGACCAACCUCAAUGUCCAUCAGAGGAGAACUCACCAUGGCCAUCUGGGUUAGAAAAGGCAUCUCCAGUGUAUUUCCCAUCUUUGUAUGACAGUGAUGACUUCACUUCCCCAGAGAAUACCUUUAACAUCUGGAAAAAUCUUGAUGUGGCCUCCAAUGAUCAGCCUCAAUGUCAAUUAGAUGAGAUCUCACCUUUGCCGUCUGUGCUAGAAGAAGCACCUUCAGUGUAUUUCCCAUCUUUGUAUGACAGUGAUGACUUCACUUCCCCAGAGAAUACCUUUAACAUCUGGAAAAAUCUUGAUGUGGCCUCCAAUGAUCAGCCUCAAUGUCAAUUAGAUGAGAUCUCACCUUUGCCGUCUGUGCUAGAAGAAGCACCUUCAGUGUAUUUCCCAUCUUUUUAUGACAGUGACGACUUCACUUCCCCAGAGAAUACCUUUAACAUCUGGAAAAAUCUUGAUGUGGCCUCCAAUGAUCAGCCUCAAUGUCAAUUAGAUGAGAUCUCACCUUUGCCGUCUGUGCUAGAAGAAGCACCUUCAGUGUAUUUCCCAUCUUUUUAUGACAGUGACGACUUCACUUCCCCAGAGAACACCUUAAACAUCUGGAAAAAGCUUGAUGUGGCCUCCAAUUAUCAGCCUCGAUGUCAAUUAGAUGAGAUCUCACCUUGGCCAUCUGGGCUAGAAGAAGCACCUUCACUGUAUUUUCCAUCUUUGUAUGACAGUGACGACUUCACUUCCCCGGAGAACACCUUUAACAUCUGGAACAAGCUCGAUGAAGCCACCAAUGACCAACCUCAAUGUCCAUCCGAGGAGAGCUCUCCUUGGCCAUCUGCUUUAGAAGAAGCAUCUUCCAAAUCGUUUCCAUCUUUGAAUGACAGCACGUCCCCAGAUAAUAAUUUUAACAUCUGGAAUGUUUGGAACAAUGUGAGUAGAGAGCCAAUACCCCAAUACUUGUAA